This is a messenger RNA of Oncorhynchus mykiss (rainbow trout), 3878 nucleotides long. The record is from RefSeq and is a predicted model, not a curated record. Lineage: Eukaryota; Metazoa; Chordata; Actinopteri; Salmoniformes; Salmonidae.
ACGGAAAUCGUUUUGUUGUCUUCCUGUUUCUAGAUGUGUGUCGCGGUAUGAAGUUGAUCGCAUGCUAUUGCACGGUCUAUGGACAGUAACAGUUUAGCUACAUUGUGUCAUGUCAUGAUUAUGCCCGCGGUAAAUCACGGAUCGCUACAUCGACGUGGUGUUACAUUGUUACUAAAAAACCGGACUUGCGCGUGGUUGGUGCUACAGUUCAAAGGCAACCAACUCACGAGGUAACGUUACUGUACAGUAGUGCAACAACUUGAAAUGAUUGUCUGACAUUCGCUCACAUAUUGAGUGAAAGGAUGCUGAGAACAUGUUUAACAGCUGUCCGCGGUCCUGCGGUCUGCGUGGGUCGGUGUUUCAGCAGUGAAGUGAGUGGUGGAGAUUCCACGUUACCCGGUUUCUCCUCUCCACCGUUCUCAACGGAGGCUUCACUCUAUGUUCACUGGCCUUACUGUCUGAAGAGAUGCUCCUACUGUAACUUCAACAAGUACAUCCCUCGCUCUGACAACCAGGAUGUCAUGUUGGAGUGUCUCCAGCGGGAGACGGAGACCUUACUAAAGCUCAGCCAGGUGUCCCGGAUCACCUCUGUGUUUUUUGGAGGCGGGACUCCCAGCCUGGCCCGCCCCUCCACUAUCGCUGCGGUCCUAGAGACGGUUGCCAGGCACGCUGGACUAUCAGAGGAGGCGGAGGUCACUCUGGAGGUCAACCCCACCCCCAUAGGAAGCUCUAAGUUGGAGGACUUCCUCCAUGCUGGCGUCAACCGUUUUUCCAUCGGGGUGCAGUCUCUCCGGGACGACGACCUGAAGGUUCUGGGGAGAGACCAUAACUCCCAGCAUGCUUUGCAGACCGUAGCGGAGGCUCGGAGGCUCUGCCCGGGGAGGGUGUCUGUCGACGUCAUGUUCGGACGCCCUGGUCAGAGCGUUGCAUCCUGGGAGUUGGAGUUGGAUGAGCUGCUGUCGGUGUGUGAUGACCACGUCUCCCUGUACCAGCUGACCCUGGAGAGAGGCACACAGCUGUUCAGACAGGUCCAGAAAGGCCAACUGAGCGUGCCCAGUGAUGACAUCACAGCUGUCAUGUAUGACUCUGCCAGGAGGAUUCUUCAGAAGAGAGGCUAUCUGCAGUACGAGGUGUCCAACUUUGCCAGAAAUGAUGCCAUCAGCCAACACAAUAUGAGCUACUGGAAGGCCAGUCAGUACCUUGGAGUGGGCCCAGGUGCCCAUGGUCGCUUCGUCCCCCGUGGAGAGGGGGAUGUGUGUCGAGAGGCCCGUACCCAGACUCUGGAGCCUGAUGUCUGGUUGAGAGAGGUGCAGCAGAGGAGUCACGGGACUCGACGCAGGAUACCCCUCACCCACCUGGCACUAUUGGAGGAAGUGUUGGUCAUGGGACUGCGUUUGAUUGACGGCAUCACUCACCAGCAUUGGCAGUUGUUCAGUCCCAGGGCAGAUCUGUACCAGAUUCUCAGCUCAUCCUCUGAAGUACAAGACCUUCAACAGACAGGCCUCCUAAUUCUGGAUGACAGGGGUCUGCGGUGCUCGUGGCAGGGCCUGGCCUUACUGGACAGCAUGUUACCCACUCUGCUGUUGCUGCUGGAGGCCUACAUCACCCAGGGGCUCCAGGAGCAGCAGGCCAGGGGCCCCAUAGGAGACCAGAGACAUGGAGGACAGAGGGUCUCCAAGCCUGGCUGACAGACAGGGGAGAUUGACCCAGAGACUGAGCCCGAGACUGACCCGGAGCCCGAGACUGACCCGGAGCCCGAGACUGACCCGGAGCCCGAGACUGACCCGGAGACCGAGACUGACCCGGAGACCGACACUGAGCCCGAGACUGACCCGGAGCCCGAGACUGACCCGGAGCCCGAGACUGACCCGGAGCCCGAGACUGACCCGGAGCCCGAGACUGACCCGGAGACUGAGCCUGACCCGGAGACUGAGCCUGACCCGGAGACUGAGACUGACACUGAGACUGAGCCGGAGACUGAGCCGGAGACUACCCCGGCAGCCACUAUGAACUGUAGCUACUGGUCUAAUCGACCAUCUACACUGAUGAAGUAGAUUAGCUGCAGUAAGAUGACGCUAACCUGCUGUCACCGUGUUCUGAUCAGUGACAGGUUAGAUGGGCCUGAGAUGCUGAUAAAGCUCUGUACUUUACAGUUUAACAGGAUGCUGUCGGGACUCUGAUAAAGCUCUGUACUUUACAGUUUAACAGGAUGCUGUUGGGACUCUGAUAAAGCUCUGUACUUUACAGUUUAACAGGAUGCUGUUGGGACUCUGAUAAAGCUCUGUACUUUACAGUUUAACAGGAUGCUGUUGGGACUCGGGAAAGGUUCUCCACACCAUGUCUUCUAUGAACAAAUCAUUCUGUACCCUUCAAUGUAGUAGAGGGAAUCUCUCUCUCACACACACAUACUCAAACACACACUCACUCACACACACACACUCACACACACUCACACACACUCACACACACUCACACUCACACUCACACUCACACACACACAGUCACACACACACUCACACACACACACUCUCACUCACACACAGACACACACACACACACACGACAAGCAGUUACCAAAAGCAGCAGUUAAAUAGGUUGUUUAUGAAGGUUAGCGUGCCACGGACUCCAGUUCCUCCACGCUUCUCUAGUUGUCUGUCAUCAGAGCUGUAGUGAACCACUGUUAUUGUCGAGGUCCCUGGAAUGGAGCUCUGCUUCCCCAUCAUCAUAGCGUGAGAAGAUGUAGCAUGAGCAGGGGGCUGGAUCACCUGGCAGAGAGAGAGAGAGAGAGAGGGUGGGUGGGUGUGUGUGUGUAUGUUUGGGCAGAGUGAUAGUGAGUGUGUGUGUUUGGGCAGAGUGACGUGGUCGUGGUCCCUGUAUCUGGCCCAGGUGCAGAGCAGAUCCCAGAUUAGACAGACGGGCUUAAACCUUCUGUUGUCCAUCAGCUGUGAUGAAAGUCUUGGUCUGACAGGUACACAACAUGUAAUGCACCAAGAAGAGUCUGGAGCGUGUUGUUUUAAGCAUGAAGACAGCAUCACAACACUGUAGACUGGAGCGUAUUGUGUUUAAGCCUGAAGACAGCAUCACAACACUGUAGACUGGAGCGUGUUGUUUAAGCCUGAAGACAACACUGUAGACUGGAGCGUAUUGUUUAAGCAUGAAGACAGCAUCACAACACUGUAGACUGGAGCGUAUUGUUUAAGCCUGAAGACAACACUGUAGACUGGAGCGUAUUGUUUAAGCCUGAAGACAGCAUCACAACACUGUAGACUGGAGCGUAUUGUUUAAGCCUGAAGACAGCAUCACAACACUGUAGACUGGAGCGUAUUGUUUAAGCCUGAAGACAGCAUCACAACACUGUAGACUGGAGCGUAUUGUUUAAGCCUGAUGACAGCAUCACAACACUGUAGACUGGAGCGUAUUGUUUAAGCCUGAUGACAGCAUCACAACACUGUAGUCUGGAGCGUAUUGUUUAAGCCUGAUGACAGCAUCACAACACUGUAGACCGGAGCGUAUUGUGGAGGCUUGUUGAGAUGGGUCUGUUGACACGCUGGGUGUAUUGUAGGUAUAGUGUACAUGGGUUAAUAAGAAGAGCACAUUUUAUAAUAGGAUAAUUAUAACCGAUUGCCAAGUAAGAUGGACUGUGAAAUGCAUAGUUGGUUCAAUUUCUUACUCAAUACAAAUGCUUUCUACUAUUCAUUCUGAUAUUUAUGGUCAUUCAUGCUCAUUAAAGAAAUGGUGUACAUUCCCUAUAAAUGUAACUACUUUUGACCUGAGCCCUGACCUGAGCCCUUUGACCCCUGACCUGAGCCCUAUGACCCCUGGCCUGAGCCCUAUUAGCCCUGACCUGAGCCCUUUGACCCCUGACCUGAGCCCUAUUA